Molecule: messenger RNA, 672 nt
Organism: Lodderomyces jiufengensis
Lineage: Eukaryota; Fungi; Ascomycota; Pichiomycetes; Serinales; Debaryomycetaceae
Product: phosphoglycerate mutase
Exons: 1
Coding region: 1-672 (223 amino acids)
Biological process (GO): fructose 1,6-bisphosphate metabolic process; negative regulation of programmed cell death; positive regulation of DNA repair
Cellular component (GO): cytosol
Molecular function (GO): fructose-2,6-bisphosphate 2-phosphatase activity
Source: RefSeq, a predicted model, not a curated record
AUGACAAUAGAAUCAGUAAAUACAGAUCCAAAUAUAACAAGAAUAUAUAUAGUUCGUCAUGGACAAACAGAUCAUAAUGUUAAAAAAAUCCUACAAGGUCAUAUAGAUACAAGUAUGAAUACAACAGGGUUAAUACAAGCUGAAAAAUUAGGUGAAUUUUUCAAAAAUUUACCAAUUGAUUAUUUCUUAUCGUCAGAUUUAAUAAGGUGUAAACAAACUUUGAAUGAAAUAUUGAAAAAUCAGGAUUAUGAUGAAUCUUCAAUACGCUAUACUUCAAAUUUAAGAGAAAGAGAAAUGGGACCAGUACAAAAUAUGUUAUUAAAAGAUGCUUUGGAAAAAUAUGGUCCGAAUUUUAGAAAUUUUGGAGAAAAAGAAGAACAAUUAUGUUCAAGAGUAGAGACAGAAUUCAACAAACUACUAGAUCUGGAUUAUAAAAACGUUAUAUUUUGUACUCAUGGUGGAGUUAUUACAAGAUUUUGUAAUUAUUUACAUCUGGAUUUGGGAUUUGAAUUAAAUAAUGGAUUGACUCCUAAUGAUUUAAGAGUUCCUUUCAAUACUUCCAUUACUGUUGUUGAUUAUGGUAAAAGUGCAAAGAAAGGGGUUAUUCAACUGUUUGGUGGAACUGAUCAUCUUGGUGGUAAAUUUGAAGUGAAAGAUCAGUUAUUGAGAUAG